AUGUUGGGCCUCCGGCGCGUUUUCAAGUCACUUGAGGAGGUCCAGACCGCGGAGCGAGAUGGUGCGUGGACGCAGAAUAUGACACAAACACGAGGGAUGUACUCCUCAUUACAGUCAAUUCUGCGCGGCGAAACCCCUGGGAGUAGUCCUGCUGGAAAGUUUUCACCACAGGAUGCGACAGCGAAAAUAGCGGUUCGGUUUGACGCAGCGCAGGAGAGUAGUGAAGCCCAGCAGGCACGAGCAUCUAGAGAGUCAGUCAGCGCAGCAUUGCCUGCAACAGGUAGUCUCCAGUGCGUUGAGGAAGCUGGUCUGAUAGAAUUCGACUCCAGUCAAGGACAGGCUCUCUUUCGAAGGGGCUCAGCGCUUGCUGCCAAGCCGCAGCCUCAAGUUGAAACCCUCAUCCUCGAGGAGAGAAACGAGAUCAAGAAUAUCAUGCUGGGGUUGCGACGUGUUUACAAGUCCGUGGAGGUGGACAAGAACAGUGACUCGAGCCGAGCGGAGAAGAUCGAACGAACUCGUGCCCUGUAUUCAACUCUUCAGGUUCGCCUGCGGCAGGUUAAACCUGCUCCGCCACCUGCUAAGUCGCCGCCACACGAAGAGGUAAUAUUUGACACUCGGCUCACAGUCUCUUGUUAUGUAACAUAAAGAGUUAGCAACGGUGGAUGCGCAAGCGCAAUAGUUGCACCUCUUAAACUUGAUAAUGUUCCUGGAGAGAUGUUUGGUACUAUACUUACUGUAAGUAAAAGCGUCGUCCUCCGACGAUUUGGUCCGCCUAUAUCUGAAAACCUAAUAUCAUACCGCUAGUGAAUCUGAAUUCCCUUCUUGUUACUCGCUUGCGUUACUUCUUUUCAGGUCGGAAGGUAUGCAAGAGCUUCGUCUCCAGCACUGGACGCGGCAGCACCGCAAGCGCAAGCAGUGGCAGAGCGCCUGCAAGCGGAUCUAGAAAGUGUGGAGAUUGUGGUAAGUGAUAGCGCUUCCGCUCUGCGACAAAGCCGGGUUAGCGGUAAGUCACCAGCCUUACGUGUGAAGGCUCGGCCAAGUCGUAAAGUGGAGGUAGAAAGAAGCGCCAACACCAAUGUUGCUUCUCCUGGAAUGGGACAAGCACAAGCCAAACAGCGAUCGCGCGAUUACGAACAGGGGGUCUCGUCAUCCGCGUCGACGUCGUCUGCCGCGGUGGGAGAGAAAAGGACAAGCGCGGCAACCAAGAGUAGACAGAGUGCUGCUCGAGGUACUCUAUCUUCCGUGCAACCCGGAAUGACACGCGCUUCGCUUAUGCGCAUGGAAGCCGCGCGGGCCAAACGCGCCCAAGACGACCAAGCAGCCGAAGAACAGAGAGCUGCGGAAGAGUCCCAGUCGUCGACCUCUGCGAGGGCAACGGAGUCUAGCGUGCGGGCGGCCGGUAGUGUAAAGAGCCCAAUGAACUUGAGUAAGAGCGGACGCAUAUCCCGACUGGAAGAGCCGGAGCGGGCUGGAAGCGCAACUGGACCUGGAGCAGCGACACGGGGGGCUCUGUCAAUUCGCCAAACUGGUCGUGUAAGCACCGCGAUAGCUCAAGACGCUCAUGCGCCCGAGCAAGAGCGGGAGUCAGAACGUGCUGCGGCGCUAGCUCUUCGGGAGAGUGGACGAGUUUCGCGAUAUGAAGACCAGGCUUCCUCUGCUCCGGCCGAUGGACCUACAAAUGCGAAUGCUAGCCGGCUACGUAGACUCUCUUCCAGUGACUCUGCACCAUUGCAUGCAGAAGAAGAAAAAGAGGACGACUUGGCUGAAUCGCUAGCAUCCGCUAAGCCGGACGAGAAAGUACCAGCCUCAGCCGUCAAACCACAAAGUCCUGUAAAACUUUUGCGGUCGGUGAUUGAGACGAACGAAGCCUUGUCAAGAUUUGAGCAGCAGGACUUGGCGAGUGCUUGUAGCACCUCCAAGAUGAAGAUGACGCAAGCGCAAGAAGAGGAACGGCUUCGAACAGUGCGGGCUCGCCUGGUGGCGCUGUCAGAGCGCGUAACCGCGCUAUCCGACGAGUUGGACAGUCGUGCGGACACAUUAGAUGACGCACUACGACAAAAACUUUACACCGUGGUCACAACUGCUUUUCAGAAGACGCAAUCUUCGCAUGCUCGUCUGCGUGAACUGGAUCUGCGUGCGGAGGAGCGUGCGAAGCUUCACGCCGACGUGCACGCAGCAAAGAAAAAGCUCGUAUACACGUCCUCACAGAGGCGCGUCGUCGGCGUCCUCGGCCUCGUAGCGGACAGCACCGAGGAGAAGGAAGAAAAUUCCAAGCUGGAAGAAGUCCGUCGAACGCUGCAGGAGCUAGAGGUUGCGGUGGAGGCCCCGCUGCCGUCUUCUUCGGAGAUCGAGGACGGCAAUAGAAAUGAUGCGGUUGCCAGCGUCAAGGGUGAAACCAUUGCAUCGAAGUGUCAGGAGGCGACAGACGCUCUCGACGAAAUUCAAAGAGCCAUGUCGCUCCGGUCCUCUGCAGCUAUGCAGCGUGCUACUGGUGGGAGUGGGGCCUUGCGCAUGAGCGGCGGAUCGUCGGGGUUUUCCCGCGGUUCAUCUAAACUCGAAAACGCUACAGAGCGGGAGCGCGACUCUUUCGAAUUUAUGGCUCAGGUCCUCGACGAAAUGAUUGAGACUGAUGCAAGAAAGUCAGUUGCGCGGAGUAAAAGCGCGAUUUCGUCCGGGAGCAAAACUACAACUACGGACGACAAUACUGCAUCGGCGUCAAAACAAGUUGUAGUGGCAGACGCUGGGGACUCAACACAACGGGCGAGCGAC
This is a messenger RNA of Amoebophrya sp. A25, 2769 nucleotides long. The record is from the annotation of a GenBank genome assembly. NCBI's taxonomy places the organism in Eukaryota, Dinophyceae, Syndiniales, Amoebophryaceae.